UCGGAAGCCAACUUCAGCUUCGUUGCUGUUGCUACCGUUCAUUCAUUUGGGGUCAUGUUAGCUUGGUAGUAGCUGUUAGCAUAAGCAGAACCCGGCUUUUCCUUACACAGUUCAGCCUUGACAUGACUCCGAUAGAUUGAACUAAGAAGAGACAGCUUUGCGUCGACAGCUGAGCUGCGUGUAAAGCUUUUGUGUCCAGGAUAAACUCGGUUUGCCGACAACGGCCAUGGAUUAUGAACACAAAGCGAAAGCGGUAGCAGACUGCUUGCUAAGCUACAGGAGGGAUGAAUCUGGCUGGAAGGUCUGCAGAAAAUCGAAUGAUGUGGUUGUUUCUUGGCGUCCCUCGUCUGAGUUCCCUGGGAAUGUUUACAAGGGAGAGGGCAUUGUCAGCGGCAGCCCUGAGAACGUAUGGGAAUGUCUCAAACCAGUUCCCAAUGGGCUCAGAGUCAAGUGGGACAGCAACGUCAAAAAGUUUGAGCUUCUUGAACAAAUCAAGGAGGAUAUUUCCAUCUGCCGGACAGUCACACCCUCAGCCGCUAUGGGUAUCAUUGCUCCACGUGACUUUGUAGAUGUUAUUUUAGUUAAGCAAUAUGAAGAUGGCAGCAUUUCAUCUAAUGAUGAUGACAGUUCAUGUGAAGGUGGUCAUUUGUGCGUGUGUGUGUGUGUUGCGACCAAUGUGAUUCAUCCUUUUUGUCCUCCCCAUCCUGGCUAUGUAAGAGGAUUCAACCAUGCAUGUGGCUGCAUUUGUAUCCCCAUCUCAGGGGAGCCCAGAAAAACGCAAGUGUCCAGUUUCUUCCAGACAGACCUGGGUGGCCUCCUUCCGCGUUCUGUGGUUGAUUCAUUUUUCCCAUCCAGCAUGACCGAGUUCUACAGCAACCUGGCCAAAGCUGUAAAGUCUAUUAAGGACAUGUGAGACAAAGAGCAACCAGGGUUUCCCCCAGUGUAAUCUAAGCCUGGUGGGCUGCCGGGCUUUACUUAACCCCCCCCCACCACCACCACCAGGCCAGCCAUUGAUGAAUUUCUUAUAAAAAAAGAAUUGCUUUUAUAUUUUUUUUAUGCCCCAAAUAAAGCAGAAUUAGUAAAGCUGCUUUGCUCAGCUCAGCAAAGUAUCUUUGUUGGUCUGAGCUUUUCACCAAAACAACAGAAUCAUUCCUGAAAGGGAUUUAUGCAUUGAAAAGUGCAUGAAGCUGCCAAUGUUCACCAGUGGCGCCUGUUGGCCGCCUACUGCGUCACUGCAGCUGGAUCUUUGAAGUUUACCUCAUUGCAGAUUGUGCUUCUUCACAUAUUUCAAUCAAACUAGAUGUUUUGGCAGAUGUUCUUUUUGAGAAGCUUAACCUGCAUAUAUAUCAACUCCCUGCGAGGAAUAAUGUUUCUUUGGAGAUAACUUCAGUUAGGUAGGGGUCAAGUUUGAAAGUCACUACACUGCUUGCUGUGUUUGCAACUUAAAUGUAACCUAUAGUUGCACUUUCAGAUGUGGGUGCUUUGUAGUGAGAAUAAUAUAUCUUUGUGAAGAAAGAAUUAUGUGUGGUGUGUGCGUUUCCAUCUCACACAUGCUGGCACAUCGCUGGGUCACAAACGUAAUUAUUAUCUGCGCUGAUAAAGUUUCUAUAUGUUUUCCUCAGUGAGCCAGUGUGUUAGAGGGAUAGUGGUAAAGGAGGAGUUUACUACUCCUCCACAGCAGCAUGCUGUUCUUUUUGUUUGUUUGUUGUUUUACACAAUGCAUCAAACUGUGCCAUAUCAAAUGAUGUUUCAGUCAGGCAGAGUUGCUGUGCGGAGAUGAGAAAAACUGUCUCUGUGGCGCUUCUCAUAAACUCAACAGACACAAAAUAGAACAGCUUUGUCCCUACUAGAGCGACAUAAAUGAAAUCCCCAUUUGACCCUCUGUAUCCAGCAAAGAGAUGCCGUGUGCACAUCAUGCAUGGUCGGUGCAAGGUUGUACAUCAGCACCACUAACAGCAUUGCAGUAUAGAUUUAGUCAAAUCUGGGAGAGGGCAUAGUCAGUGAUAACUAAUUUGCUGAGAUAUAUUUGUGCUCAAAUAGAGCUCAAACUUAAAGGUUAAACUCAGAAUGAGAUUGUAGCUAAGGUAACAAAAUAAUCUAGCUAUGAAGAUUGUUCUUUGCACUUCUACAAAGUAAACUUACUAGCUCAUUAAAAUAUCAGUUAAAUGUAAAAAAAAUUCAAACACAGCUAAAUCUUAAAUUAUCUGUGCGGAAAGCGUUAAAUUUAACAGCGUUGUCAUUCUCUACAAACAAAUGUUAAACAUUUCUAUCUGUAUUUUGUGUUAAAAUGUUAACAUUUAUGGAGAUCUUGGGGGCCUUGAGCAAAAAGUAUGCAAAAAAAUGCAUAUUUAUUUUACAGUAAUAUUUUUGUUUUUAAAAUUAUAGUUGUGUGUCUAAGUAUUGUCGACAAUGUCUUCCAAAAACAUACGUAAUUUACCCAGUAAUGUUUUACAUUUCUUGUCAACAUUUUUUAAUACAAAAACCUGGUGGGGCCUCAGGGCCCUGACCACCAGGCUUAGCAAGUUUUCUUUGUUACUCAGGGAAAACCUGAGCAACCAAGUGUUCGGCCUAUUCUUUAUGCCACCUGCUCUAUUUUAAAAAACAACUAAUACUGAAGCUUGAGGAAAGUUAGAAAAUGCCAAAUAUCUAACAUAUGUAUAUGUUGGUUAAUUUAUAAACUCUUAACAGAAGCAAUCCUGUAAAUGGUUAACGGUCAACAGUCAUACCUAGAAUGAGGAAAAGGGUCAUGCAUAUCAGAAGUCCUCAAAUUUCUCUUGAUAUAUUCUCAAGUUUAUCUGACCUUAUUCAAAGAUAAAAGAUGAAUUUGAAGAAUAGAUUUUUUUAGUACAGUAGGUAAAAUAAGUAUUGAGCUUAUCAAAAUGUUUUCUACUAAACAUAUUUCUAUUAACAUGAAAUGUUCACCAUGUGUUGGUAACAACCCAAGUAAUCCAUACAUUCAAAGAAACCAAAGAAAUAGAUUUAGAAAUUAUGUAAAAAGUAUUGAACAUGUUGCAGUAGGCAACUUUUAUAAAAAUAUUUUUUAUUCACAUUUUUAUUUUAUCAAUGAUCACCAGAAUAAAAAUGCCAAAUUUUACAUUGGGCAUUUUACAUUUAUGCCCAAUGUAAGAUUUCUUAUUUGUUCACAAGCUACAUGAUCCAAAGUGUUAACUAUUAGUAUAACCAAUAUUUCUAUGUGUGUGAUAUUGUAAGUAAUUUAAAUAUGACCUUAUUGUAAAAUAAGAACAAGCAUGUACGUGGAAAUAUGUUAAUCUAUAAAUAAAUCCUUAAAUGAGUGUUGGACAUUGUGAAGUCUAUGUUAUAAUACCAUAUUACUGUGUUAAACAGCAUAUAGUCCUUAUAGUAUCACAUGAAGCAGAAAAUCUGUGAAAAAAUCAAGCUCUUCCCUCUCUUCCCUGUGCCCCUAUCGCUCACUUCAGAAAUGCACCACAACUGGUCAAAAGCACCAAUCAGAGCCAGGAGGAACAUCUUAACGCUGUCAGUCACCUUUGUGUACACGCUGCUCAAUAUGCUAACAUGGAGAAGCAGCUUACAGUUCCAGGAAAACAGUUUUUUUCCUGUCAUUUAUAUUAUUGCACAUUCAUUCAUUUCUCACCUGAUUUGUUUUGGCUUCUUUCUAUGUAUCGAUUUCUUGGGUCAUUGACGAAAAUUUCAUGUCAAUAGUACUUUUAGAAAUAUGUUUACAUAUUUACAUAUGUUGUGACUACUUAUUUUACCCAUUGCAAAUGCAGUGAUAUAUAAACCUAUCAUGCAACACAAAAUGCUUUGACCUUCAUACCUCUGUGUAUGCAGAUCGGACUGAUCUUUUGUAUAACUAAUAUCUGUGGUGGCUUGUGAUCAGUUCCUUUUUUUAAGCAAAAGAAGUUUUUCUUCAUUUUUACCAAACGCACUUUGAAUCGAACCUAACAUUUGGCUUCAUUAUCAAGGUAAAUGAAUCCCCUUGAAGUAUCUCCUAGACUGUUUGUGGACUGUUUAAUUGCCCAUAGCUCAGAGUUUUAUUUGUAAGACUUUGCUUUUUCAAUGUUCUUCAACUCAGAGAUAAUAUUUAUGUCUCAUAAAAACAUUUAAGGAUAUUUUUCCAUUUAUUCAAGUUUAAGGUACCAUAUAGGCUGGUAGCAUUCCUUUUAUUCUUUUUUAUCCAAUAUCCUAGAGUGUAGAUCAACUUUAAUGCUGUUGUACUUUAAAAAUAGAUAUAUUGUUAAUUAUAAUUCUUUUAUUGUAAAUUGGGUAUUGUGUAUUGAAUUGACUGUACAACCAUUUUUUUAAUCAGGCAUGUUUGAUAGUUGAGAACCAUUGACCCCUUUGCUUCUGAGAGGUGAACUCAUACACAAAGACCGAAGGGGUAUAAAGUGUCUUUUUUUAUUAAAAAUGUUGAGUGAUAUGAAAAUUAUGAGAGAAAUAAAUGCUGUAAAUGUUUAAAAUGUUUUGUUAAAGUCAAUUGACUAAUAUUAACAUUUCACUUGAACCACUUGCACUGUGACUAUUUUAAUUGUUCAGUUCAGUUGCAGUUCCGUAUGUGUUUAUAGUGUUAACUUGUGCAUGGCCAGAUAUUUUUCUGUAACAUUUGCAAAGAGACAGUUUGUUAGUUUUGAUUUUGCAACAUGGAUCAAAACGCCUGAGGAUUGAUUUUUUGUAAUCAACAGAACAUGUCAUAUAAAUGUAUGGAAACCAGACACAGAUGUGUUUGAAUUGUUACUUGGUUUUGCAUUACCUUGUCUACAAACCCAUUGUUUUUGUAUUUUUCAUUCUGUUCUUUCCCUUUCUAGUGCUGGCAUCCAGUUAACACGGUUGGUAAACCUUAACCACAUAAUCUCAAGUCUUUUUUUGUCUGAAUAUAGCAUUUUAAGGUAUGAAGAAAAGCUCACUUCACACAUUAGUUUCAUUAAAGACAUCUGGAUGAAGGCAGUGAC
Molecule: messenger RNA, 4928 nt
Organism: Poeciliopsis prolifica (blackstripe livebearer)
Lineage: Eukaryota; Metazoa; Chordata; Actinopteri; Cyprinodontiformes; Poeciliidae
Gene: stard5
Product: StAR-related lipid transfer (START) domain containing 5
Exons: 7
Coding region: 227-913 (228 amino acids)
Molecular function (GO): lipid binding
Source: RefSeq, a predicted model, not a curated record